This is a messenger RNA of Cervus elaphus (red deer), 1014 nucleotides long. RefSeq names its product ATPase H+ transporting V0 subunit b (gene ATP6V0B). The transcript has 8 exons. Lineage: Eukaryota; Metazoa; Chordata; Mammalia; Artiodactyla; Cervidae. Gene Ontology annotation, molecular function: proton-transporting ATPase activity, rotational mechanism. Gene Ontology annotation, cellular component: proton-transporting V-type ATPase, V0 domain. Bases 118 to 735 code for a protein of 205 amino acids. Gene Ontology annotation, biological process: proton transmembrane transport. The record is from RefSeq and is a predicted model, not a curated record.
CGCGGCCAGUCAGGUGACACCGCGGGGCGGGUCGAAGGGCUGCGGGGCGGACGGCGGACGCAGGGACGCGGUUUGAGCUUAGGCCCCCCCGACCCGCGUCCCGCCGUCUUUGCCGCCAUGACGGGGCUAGUGCUGCUCUACUCCGGGGUCUUCGUGGCCUUCUGGGCCUGCCUGCUCGUCGUGGGAAUCUGCUACACCAUUUUUGACUUGGGCUUCCGCUUCGAUGUGGCGUGGUUCCUGACGGAGACUUCCCCCUUCAUGUGGUCAAACCUGGGCAUUGGCCUAGCUAUCUCCUUGUCUGUGGUUGGGGCGGCAUGGGGCAUUUAUAUCACUGGCUCUUCCAUCAUUGGAGGAGGGGUGAAGGCCCCCAGGAUCAAGACCAAGAACCUGGUCAGCAUCAUCUUCUGUGAGGCUGUGGCCAUCUAUGGCAUCAUCAUGGCAAUUGUCAUUAGCAACAUGGCUGAGCCUUUCAGUGCUACUGACCCCAAGGCUAUUGGCCAUCGGAACUACCAUGCAGGUUACUCCAUGUUUGGGGCUGGCCUUACAGUGGGCCUGUCUAACCUCUUCUGUGGAGUCUGCGUGGGCAUCGUGGGCAGUGGAGCUGCCUUGGCUGAUGCACAGAACCCCAGCCUCUUUGUAAAGAUUCUCAUCGUGGAGAUCUUUGGCAGUGCCAUCGGCCUUUUUGGGGUCAUCGUUGCAAUCCUUCAGACCUCCAGAGUGAAGAUGGGUGAUUAGAUGGUCUAUGUGGGUGGGGCCGUGCCCCACUCGUAUUUAUUUGUGGUUCUCCCCGGGACAGCUGGAGCUGUGCCCCUUAGGCUUUCAGGGGGUUUGGUGUUUAGGGCCCUCCCUACACUCACUUCUCGCUGCCUGUCGACUUGGAGGGUCUGCCUGGCUGGAUCAUCUGUGUGGGGAGCGGGCUGUAGAUGACUGUGCAGCUUUGCACCUGUGUCCCACCUCCACCUCCAACCCGUCUUCCCAGUGUUUGUGAAAUAAACGUGGUAUCGGUCUGGGUCA